Messenger RNA from Funneliformis mosseae, 2727 nucleotides. The record is from the annotation of a GenBank genome assembly. Lineage: Eukaryota; Fungi; Glomeromycota; Glomeromycetes; Glomerales; Glomeraceae.
AUGGAUUAUUGUGAGCUGGAGGUAAACCCUUUAUUUGAAAAUCAUCUAUUUCAAUUUAAAAAGCAUUGUACACUAUGGCGGAUGAAUUUAUUAGCUGUUUCUGACAGGGAUAAGAAUAUCAUGUUUAUUGCGAAAACUGAUAUUAUUUAUGUGUAUCGAUUGGGUUUAUUGGAUUAUAAACCAGGUGUCCCUAUUAAGGAAUUGAAAUGUCCUAUGGACGAGAAUUUAAAAAGCCGUAUAAUUAAUGCUAUAAAAGUAGGUAACAUCGGUAAUGAGGAAGUGCUUGUUAGUGUUGAUGAUUUAGGUGAUGUUUUUGUAUGGUUUACGGCUAAUCUCGAUAAAAAUCCAAUUCAAUUCAAUUCCGAUGAAGAAGAAUCACGUACUCAAAAAUCAUAUUCUUCAGAUGAUGACGCACUUGGUGGGCAAGCAAAAUCUGUUCUUCGAGGGCAUGAAAAUAAUAUCCCCAAUAUCUGUUUUAGCGCGUGCGGUCGAUUUUUGGUUUCUUGUAGUAUUGACAAUACAUGUCGGCUAUGGAAUGUUAAAAAUGGGGAAUUGAUGCAAACAAAGGUAUUGGUUCGCCAUGGGGGUGGAAUCAAUGACGAUUGGUAUGAAAUGAAUGAAGAUUGGGGUUGGACGGUAAAUUUUGUCUCUAAAUCUGCCUUCAAAAAUAUUUCUCCUAAUAGUGAAGUUUACAGGCGUCUGACUUCAAAUCCAGAGAGUUCUCAGCAAGUUAGGUCAACUAAUAAUAUGAAUCGUGGUUUUGGAUACGAUUUGGAUGAUGACCAGAUUCAUAUCGAUCAUAAUUCAGACGAUAUGCGUAGAUUGGUGGUUAGACGUCUAAGAAUAACAGAAUAUGAGGAUGGUUACAUGGAAGAUAGAUCUGAAAUUACAGGGGUGGAAUCGGAUGAUGAUUAUGUGGAAGAAUAUUCAAAUGAGAAUGACUAUACCGAAGGGGAAACGGAUAGUGAUGGCGAGGAGCAACCUGUCAUAGAUCGUCAUGAUGGGGAUAGAGCAUCCGACAUUGAAGAAAGUACUAUUUCGGUAGCUUAUCCAAUUCAACGUGAACCUCAUUUGGAAGUUGAAGGGAAUUCUACUCCAGCUUAUUAUGAUCGUGCUGAAUCAUCAACCCCUGUUGUAGAAAAUUAUACGGAGAAUAAUCCGGAUUACAGAUGGUCAGUUGGACAUGAAUUAAACAUCUUAAGUAAUGAGCAGAGCGACGAAAAUGGUCCAUCCUUAAUAUCAGAAGGUGAAACGAAGAAUAGUCAUGAUGGAGAGAGGUCGGAGAGGUUAUCAGAGGAAGAUACAGUAAGAUCACCCAUACAAGGUAUUCUUUCAACGUCAGCUUAUUCGCCUGUACAACCUUCAUAUUCUCCGAGAUCCAUGGUAUCAUCACCGCAAAAUGCAACAUCUGCUCCAUCACAUAUGUCUCCUAACCUAUCAUCCGAAACAUCAGGUAAUCAAAGUAAUGUAAAUUUCUCCCCAAGUUAUUCACCAGUUUCUUUUACAAGUACACCACUGGUAUCUUAUCAACAUAAUUAUUCAGAGUUCUCACCAUCCUUACCUACAAAUCCACGAUACGUCCCAACUUCUCCUUCUUAUUCACCAGUAUCACCUCAAUUCACGCCAUUCUCGCCUCAUUACGUUUCUACUUCUUCACGAUAUUCACCUGUUUCCCCACAUUAUUCGCCUACAUCUUCACAUUCAUCACGAUCAUCAAAUUAUUCACCCAUAUCUCCACGUUAUUCUCCAACUUCUCCACAUUAUUCACCUACUUCAUCACAAAAUUCACCAUCACCACCACGUUAUUCACCUAUCUCUCCCCAAUAUUUGCCAACGUCCAUACCCACUUCACCUCGUUAUACGAUGUCAUCAUCGCAAUAUUCACCUACAUCUCCGCAUUAUUCGCCAACAUCACCGCUUCAAGUUCCUACAACUCCGACAUAUUAUUCAUUGUCACACGAUUCCCCAAAUUAUAUUCCUACAUCUCCUCACUAUUCCCCCACAUUGUUUGAACAUUUCUCACGAGUUUCAACCGUACUAACGCCAUACUCACCGACUUUUCCACAAAAUUCAUUGUCACCACGUUAUUCUCCAGUAUCUCCGACAUAUUCUCCAAUAUCAUCAACUGAAUAUAAUUCGGCGAAUCGAGAAUCAUCUAUAAUAGCAACUAUAAUAAACGAUUUACAGCGGGGGUCACCAUCACCCAGUCCUGAUAAUCAUGAAAUUGAAUCAAAUUCUCAAUCAUCACGUAUGCAUACUGUUAAUGUUCGUGAUUUCCCAUCUAUUAAUAUCGAUAAUUCCCAGGAGUCACCUAUGAACAUUUCAGGUGUUCCAACGAAUGAGGGUGUGGCUUCUUCAAGUGAUUCACAUUCGGUUCCUUUAAAUCAUGAUUCGCCAUCAAUGAUUGCAAUGGAUAUUCCGGAUGUCUACGAUGCCCGUCUUCAACUUUCUGAUGAAUUAGUCCUUUAUACGUCAAAACAUGAUAUGUUUAUUCUUGAUCCUAAAUCACACUUGAAUAUAUUGCGAACUGAAAAUGAUGUAGUGUGUAAAGUAGAUACAAGACGGUUUUUAUCAUAUGGAGAUUAUGAUCGAUUAAAUAUGAUUGAGGUCCUACCGCAAAUUCGUUUAGAUCGCCCUUUAAAAUUGAAAAUUUUGUGUGAUAAAAUCUUACCUAAGUUUGUCUUUGCAAUAGGUGAUACCAGAACUUUCACUCACGAUUGUGGCUAG